This is a messenger RNA of Zophobas morio, 2109 nucleotides long. It is a transcript of the gene stck, whose product is annotated as LIM and senescent cell antigen-like-containing domain protein 1. The transcript is spliced from 6 exons. Gene Ontology annotation, cellular component: focal adhesion; cell-cell junction; cytoplasm. Lineage: Eukaryota; Metazoa; Arthropoda; Insecta; Coleoptera; Tenebrionidae. The coding region runs from base 89 to 1303 and encodes 404 amino acids. Gene Ontology annotation, biological process: positive regulation of substrate adhesion-dependent cell spreading; positive regulation of integrin-mediated signaling pathway; cell-cell junction organization. The record is from RefSeq and is a predicted model, not a curated record.
UAUCUCCCUUUAUCGCUGAUAAUACCUGAUAGGAGUUAAUACGGUUAAAACUAGCCGCAGGAAGUGAUCUAAAAAACCCGAAUAAAUCAUGUUCGCGAUGAAGGAUAUGUCCCCCAGUAUCCCAUCCUUGGGUGACAUUACGGAAAGCAAACUCUUCCAGAGGAGGGCUGACUCAAAAGAGGAACUGUCUUCGGGGUACCAUGCCUUCGAAAGCGUCGACUACGACAACUACGAAACAAUCACGAAAUACUCCCAGAGUCACGUUUCGCGGGUCACCACCAACAUGCCCCUGGACAACAUGCUGUGUGCCCGCUGCGGCGACGGGUUCGAGCCCCAUGAGAAAAUCGUCAACUCGACUGGGCAGUUGUGGCAUCAACAAUGCUUUGUCUGCGCCCAGUGCUUCCAGGAGUUCGAGGACGGGAUUUUCUACGAGUACGACGACCGGAAGUACUGUGAGAGAGAUUUCCAGAUUCUGUUUGCUCCCUGUUGUGGCAAAUGCAACAGUUUCAUCAUCGGGCGGGUGAUUAAGGCCAUGAAUGCCAGCUGGCAUCCGGAGUGCUUCCGUUGCGAGAUGUGCGAGACGGAGUUGGCGGAUACUGGGUUCAUUAAGAAUGCGGGAAGGGCGUUGUGUCACGAAUGCAACGCUAGGGUUAAGGCCAUCGGGACGGGGAAACAUGUGUGCCACAAAUGCCAUGGUCUCAUCGACGACAAACCCCUGAAGUUCCGGGGCGAAAUGUACCACCCGUACCAUUUCAAUUGUACCAACUGCGGCGUCGAAUUGGAUUACACAGCCCGCGAAGUGAGAAGCCGGCCUGGGUUUGCCGCCAACGACAUGAACGAGCUCUACUGCCUCCGCUGCCACGAUAAAAUGGGCAUUCCAAUUUGCGGAGCCUGCCGAAGACCAAUCGAAGAGCGCGUCGUCACAGCCCUGGGAAAGCAUUGGCACGUCGAGCACUUCGUCUGCGCUAAAUGCGAAAAACCAUUUUUCGGCCAUCGCCACUACGAGAAAAAAGGACUCGCGUAUUGCGAAGUCCACUACCACCAGCUUUUCGGAAAUCUGUGCUUCGUCUGCAACCAGGUGAUCGCAGGAGACGUUUUUACGGCCCUAAAUAAGGCUUGGUGCGUCCACCAUUUCGCUUGUUCUGUAUGCGACCAGAAAAUGAACCAGAAGACCAAGUUGUACGAGUGCGACUUGAAGCCGGUGUGUAAAAAAUGUUACGAGAAGUUUCCGACAGAACUGCGCCGAAGAUUGAAGAGGCAACAUGAAGCGCAGCCGUUGCGCAAGCCGCAAACGCCGACGUAAGGUGUGUUAGCACAAGGUCAUGGUCGGUUUUAAUGAGAUAGUAACUUUUAUUUAAUCAUUUUGACCAAGGUCUACAGACACGUGUUUGUAACAUUUUCAUUAUUAAGUUAUUAAAUGUAUUUCAAUUCCAGUGUUUGAAAAAUAUAUAAAAAUAUAUAUUUUGCUUUCUUAGGUUAGAUUCUUGCUUGAAAUGAUUUAAUAAAACGAGUAGAGCGUGUUUUAAAUCCUAAUAGUUAGGAUUCCCCAUUUACCUUUAUUAAGAAAGUAUAAAAUAUAAAAACAUGUAAAUAUAGCAGAAUCAAAAAAUAUAUGAAAGCUCUGUCUGUAAUUCCGUAUCGCUACUAUAUUUGUUUAGUCGUUUGGAACUGGGGGAUCGUCAAUGUUUAACUAAUGUAAAAAAUAUAUAUUUGAUUUAUAAUAAUUAAUAAGUUAACAAAUAUUAAUUUAUAUUUUCCAUACAAAGAAUUGCGUUUAUACAAUCUUUCAUAGUCGUAUUUGUAUUUACUUUGUAGGUUUUAGUUUUUUUAUUAGAUCAUGCAAGUUCUACUUUUUUCGACAAAACUCUGUAUUUAUGUCUGCAAAAGUAUAAGUAUUUAUGUCUUAACACAGACCUUAUAGUACUUUAGCUACCCGAAUGUCUGCCUUUUACCUAUAGUUAAAUAUAUGAAAAUAAGGUGCCUUAUUAAUGUUGCUUCCAUUUAAGAUUUUACAAGAUGGUUUAUUUUAUUUAGAUGUAUUUUAUAUACUCUAUGCUAAUAUUGUGUGUCAUAAAACUGUAACCAAUAAAAUAUAAUCUGUUUGCGGUA